Messenger RNA from Neurospora tetraspora, 1253 nucleotides. RefSeq lists its product as uncharacterized. The transcript has a single exon. Bases 298 to 1095 code for a protein of 265 amino acids. NCBI's taxonomy places the organism in Eukaryota, Fungi, Ascomycota, Sordariomycetes, Sordariales, Sordariaceae. The record is from RefSeq and is a predicted model, not a curated record.
GGAGCUUGGACCGCGUCGCUCUCUCUCCUCUCCUCUCCUCUCCUCUCCUCUCUAGAGCCAGAUAGUACCCCAAUUGGACGUCAUUUCCGAAUUCAUUCGGGGGCAGCUACAUUUACUUACGCUCCUUCUCCCCCAUCUACUCUGUCGACAUUGCUGCGUCACUUGUUGUUGUGUUUCUCUCAAAACACCCCUUCCUCUCUUGACAUCUACCUUGCAUCCGCAUUGUCCAUUACCACGUCGAUACCUACAUCAAGCAUCUGUCCGACACCAUCGCCAAACCGUCUGACUAUCCUCACCAUGUCGUCCAAACCAGACCCGAGCGGAACAUCCAAACGCUUCCAGCUGCCCGCCCUUGACUUCAGCUUUGCGCCUUUGACCGAAGGCACCGAUAUCCCCCCUCCCGAACCGUCGCCCAAGAUAAGGGACGAGGCGCUCAGUACACCAAACGGGGAGGACCUCAAGGAAAAAAACACAAAUGGAAGUGGAAAUGGGUCACUGGCCCCGCCCAAUGGAAAAUCCAGCAGACCACACAUAUCCUUGCCGACGUCGCCUACCUCGUCCACGUCCGGGACCACCAAGUUGUCAGGUGAAGACCACCUCACAUCACCCACGACGUCGUCGAGUCACAACGGAAGCAUCCGCCGUAUGCUCAGUCGCCACAAGCUGAAGGGGCCCUUCGUCAACGGCGAGAAGACAAUUGCCGAAAAUGGAGGAACAGUGUCGUCGGCCCAUCAGCAGCAGCAACAGCAGCAGCAGCAGACGACGAGUCACCGGCCGCCGUCUAGCAACCGACCGCCGAGUAGCAACAACAAUUUUGAAGUCAAGAAGUCGAAACGGGUCAGUGGGUGGUUUGGCAAGCUUUUGGGGGGAGGCGACAAGAGCUCGACUACCAGGAAUAGGCGUGCCAGUAUGAUGGCUCCCCUUACCUCGCUAUCUACCCCUGAACCGGCACCGGUACGACCGCUUACGGAGAAUAAGCCCAAGGGCGGGCCGCCGCCUCCCAAGAUUCCUGAGCUUAGCGAGCUUAAGUCUAGGCUGGAUGCGAAAGACGGCGGGGGUCUUCUUGGGGAUGAUUUGUUCAAGAACAUAAAAUGAGCAGUCAACAACUGCGAAAAGGGGCGAGGUGGAGGUGAAACGCGGCACUUUUGCAACGAGCGGGAGAAAUACAUUCGUGGGGCUGGAAGCAAUUGCCAGACUACACUUCCUUUGGAGAGAAAGACGAGCGAGAAAUCAUAGACGCACUGUUGAGGGGA